GGGGCAAACAGACAUCGAACAGGUGACUGUGUGUGCGAGCCUUCGAUAAGGCAGAAGGGCUCCGAGCCAAAGUCUGGAAAUCAAAGAGGCCGUUCGCGGAACUCACUUCAAUCGGCCUCCAAUAAACACCAAAGCCUGCUCCCCCACUCAACACCUUUGUGAGGUUGGAGCAAUUAAUAAGAUGUACAUAUUUCGGGAUGUUCGGGAUAAUAUAUAUAUUCGACAGAUCUAUUGCUUACCUCACUCACAAGUAUCUGCAAAAAGAUAGUCAGCAGAAGAUUGAGAACACAUCAUUAAGAUGUCAGUGAGCAAACUUGAAAAAUAAUAUGCAUGAGUAAUACAAAAUCGCAAGUGUAAUUAAAGAUUCGAGCCACCUACCUGGAUGGCUGGUUCUUGGGUGGUUCUACCGCUUUUUAUCUGAAUUCAAUUUUAUUUUGCAUUCAAACUUGUUUUGCGCACCUUCAUCUGUCGAAUAUUCUGAGCUUUUGAACACUUCACAUCUAGUUGCAAUUCGGUGUCAGUGGGUACAACACCAUGUCUUCCAGACUAGUAUCUCUGUGGAUUCUCAUCCUGAGCUUGAGUUACUCAAAAGUCACACCAGCCUACGGCAGGGGCUACCAGCUGGAGAUCAAUCAUCCAGAUGGAUCGGCUUUUCGACGGGAAUCGGUAAUCGCAGAUACUGACGGAAAUUCAGAGCUCGAUGGGGAGAUUAAGCAAAGGUUCCCAGCGCCGCAUGAAGGAUGGUUACUGCUCUCCUACAAAAUCGGAUCCAAAGGAUACAACAUACGAUACUCCUACAAGGCGGACAGUGACAUUUCCGUAGUGCCGAUGGUGGCUAAAAACGAAACAUUCUCUAUAAAACGAAUCGGAGUAAACGCUCUGAAGUCGACUGCAGGUUGAAUAAUAAUUGUAUAUUAAAUAUUGUCAAUAAAAAAAUAUAUAAUGAGUAAAUACGGUAAGUUCGAAUGGAAAAUUA
Molecule: messenger RNA, 976 nt
Organism: Drosophila simulans
Lineage: Eukaryota; Metazoa; Arthropoda; Insecta; Diptera; Drosophilidae
Exons: 2
Coding region: 535-900 (121 amino acids)
Source: RefSeq, a predicted model, not a curated record